Molecule: messenger RNA, 3648 nt
Organism: Seriola aureovittata
Lineage: Eukaryota; Metazoa; Chordata; Actinopteri; Carangiformes; Carangidae
Product: retinoic acid receptor gamma-A-like
Exons: 9
Coding region: 404-1909 (501 amino acids)
Biological process (GO): cellular response to corticotropin-releasing hormone stimulus; regulation of transcription by RNA polymerase II; retinoic acid receptor signaling pathway
Cellular component (GO): nucleus; transcription regulator complex
Molecular function (GO): RNA polymerase II cis-regulatory region sequence-specific DNA binding; zinc ion binding; nuclear receptor activity
Source: RefSeq, a predicted model, not a curated record
GGAGAGGGAGGCGGAAUGCAACAGGCUGAGCUCUAUCGUCGCUGUGAGAGGGACUUGUGACUGACAAACACAACUACUACUCUCCUACUCAGCUCGUUUCUCCUCUGACUUACCCUUCGCUCCCCACCGCCAGACUGCGCCGCGUUCACAUCCCCGGGUCUGAGUCUGGACCUGGUCAGGUCUUGGGUACUUGGUUCCUGGUCUCAUUCCCCAGCUCCUCCUCUCUCGUCAGCAUCCCCCUCACCUCUCUGCGGCGUGACGGCAGAGAAGCCAGCAGCUGAGCGGGGCUGAAUGGCACCAGCUCAUUUCAAACUCACCGUAGGCCCCUGACGAAGACGUAGGAAGAGCAAACGCCAAGACAGUGGGAGAGAAGUCACCUGAACCAUCACCUGCACUUUCCACCAUGGCAACCAACAGGGAGCACCAAGUGCGUCACAUGACCGGCUUCCCGCGCGCUAUGUACCCGUUCACCUUUAACUCCAUGAGGAGCCACUCCCCCUUUGACCUGCUGGCCAGUAGCCACCUCUUUGGCCGGUUUGGAGCAGACCUUCCUAAAGAGAUGGCUGCAUUGUCGGUGGAGACCCAGAGCACCAGCUCAGAGGAGAUGGUGCCCAGCUCUCCCUCUCCCCCUCCUCCUCCUCGGGUCUACAAACCCUGCUUUGUGUGCCAGGACAAGUCAUCUGGUUAUCACUACGGAGUGAGCUCCUGUGAGGGCUGCAAGGGUUUCUUCAGGCGCAGUAUCCAGAAGAACAUGGUGUAUACCUGCCACAGAGACAAGAACUGUCAAAUCAAUAAAGUGACCCGCAACCGCUGCCAGUACUGUCGGCUGCAGAAGUGCUUUGAGGUUGGCAUGUCCAAAGAAGCGGUGCGUAAUGACAGGAACAAAAAGAAGAAGGAUGUGAAGGAGGAGGUGGUGCUGCCAGAGAACUAUGAGCUGAGUGGAGAGCUGGAGGAGCUGGUGAACAAAGUCAGCAAAGCUCAUCAGGAGACCUUUCCAUCUCUGUGCCAACUAGGAAAAUACACCACAAAUUCAAGUGCUGACCACAGAGUACAGCUGGACUUGGGCCUGUGGGAUAAGUUCAGUGAGCUCUCCACUAAGUGCAUUAUAAAGAUUGUGGAGUUUGCCAAGCGGCUACCAGGCUUCACUACGCUCACCAUCGCUGACCAGAUCACCCUCCUCAAAUCUGCAUGUCUGGACAUCCUGAUGCUGAGGAUAUGCACUCGUUACACACCGGAGCAGGACACAAUGACCUUCUCGGACGGCCUGACUCUCAACAGGACACAGAUGCAUAACGCCGGCUUUGGUCCACUCACGGACCUGGUGUUUGCCUUCGCUGGUCAGCUGCUGCCUUUGGAGAUGGACGACACAGAGACGGGGCUGCUCAGUGCCAUCUGCCUGAUCUGUGGAGACCGUAUGGACCUGGAAGAGCCGGGGAAGGUAGACAAGCUGCAGGAGCCGCUGCUAGAGGCUCUGAAGAUCUACACCCGCCGCAGACGCCCAAACAAGCCUCAUAUGUUUCCGCGUAUGCUGAUGAAAGUCACGGACCUCCGAGGAAUCAGCACCAAAGGUGCAGAAAGAGCCAUCACACUGAAGACAGAGAUUCCUGGGCCCAUGCCUCCACUGAUCAGGGAGAUGCUGGAAAACCCCGAUGCCUUCGAGGACAGCAGUGACUCAGGGGACAGCGCUGCUGCAGCUCCCGCCGCUCCCCCCGCUCCCCCCGCCAUUCAAGCCAUCAAGCAAGAGGAGAAAGCCACAUAUGAGUCACCCGUGGAGGAGGAAGAGGAGGAGGAAGAGGACGACUACUGGGAUGAAGAGAAAGACCGAGGGGCGGACAGUGACGGGGAGCCGUGGGGGGAGGCGGCGGCAGCGGCGGCGGCAGCAGCAGCCACAUGCAAAAGAAAGGUGUGACUGGGAAAAACACAGUGAGAGAGACACGAUGACGCUGCUUCCUCCUCCAGUUCACUGAGCCCUCGCCCAGCAAUAUCUCCAAGAAAAACCUCACAGAAUUAGGCUCUUAUACGAUAACAUGCUGCAUACAGCACGUAUUUACAUAUACUGUACAUAUACUGGACUGAAAGGAAAAUGUGUUCAGUUCAGCAUAAGACACAUGGAAUGGGAGAAGCGCAAGCACUAAACAUCAGUGGGUUGAGGAGAGCACCAUUUCAAAUCACUGUGCCAAAAUGAGACUGUCUAAAAGAUAUUUCAAAAGUGUUUCGUCCACACAGAGAGGAACAAGAGGUGGUGGACAGAAGAAAAUGCACUCCUCUGCUAUCUAUAAGGGCUAUGCUUUGUAUAAAAUUGAUGGUAAAAUUACAUUGUAACAACAGAACUCUAUGUGUUGUCCAUUUGCCGCCAACUUCUUCUCAAAUUUCCUUUUAUUACUAUUCAGAGAUAUGCUACUUAUUUUUUUAUUGUAUGGUUUUCCUAAGCAUGUACACAUUUCUGUUCUGACUUUAUGGCUGUUUGCGGGACUGUUUUUUUUUUUUUUUUUUGUAUAUUUUCUCUCAGUCCCGCUCAUAAUUGACUGGACAUAUGUGUUUUUAAACUCUUUAAUUUUAUGCAUUUAUUGGACACACUAAAAAACAAUAGCAAAGAUAGGAAAGAACAAUAGCAAAGCGAGAGCAGGUCAUGAGCAGGACUCAAACUCACAGUGUGACAAGCACAUAGUGUGUAAGUUCGCCCUCUAAUUCAUGCAAAUCUCUGGUGGUUACAACAUCUGAAAGAGAAUGAUAAUGUACUGUCAACUCUGGUGCUUUUUAUCCAAAUGAGAUUCUGACAAAGAAUGCAAAACAAAUACAGCAACAUAUCUUCACCUCUCAACAAAAAUACGAAUAAAGAAAUAAAAAAAAAAAUACUAGACUAAAGAAUCUAAAGCGUAGAUUUAACAUCAACACACAAGCUCAGGUUGAUUCUGUCAGGGCCACGUCUCACCUGUCAGUAUUUUCUAAGAAAACUGCUGGUGUGAAUGCUCUGUUGUAACUUCCCCAUCCUCAACAACAAAAAUCUUCUUUCAUCAAGGAGAAGGAACGAUUACAAAUUUAAGUUGUUGGCUGUGCUGUACUCAGAGGUAAGCCAUAAGAUUUUCAUUGUGUAAGUGUGAGUCAUCAAAUCAUCUAAACAAAUAUAACCCUUAAAAGCAGUUUACUUCAGAGAAAACCUCAGGUGUGUAUGGUGUGUGUGUGUGUGUGUGUGUGUGCGCAUGUGCAUGAAAGUGUAACUGAAAGCAUUUACCAAUACACAGAGUGAUGUUGUAAAGAUGUGACUGUCAUCACCGCCAUAAUCCACAGUGAGCAUAUUAUGCAAAAGUCAAAUUAAGAGUAUCUCAUAAAAGCACAUAAAAUGGGUUUUGUAGUAAAAAAAAAAGGCUUUUUAAAAGAUUUCAAAGAAAUCACUCCCCUCCUGGUGGACAGUAGGACAUUGAUGCAAGCUGAUAAAAAAUCACAGAAAUAGCAAUUACUAUUGCACUUCACAUCUUUGAGGUUGCAGCCGUCCAACAUCAUCAACAAAACAAAUAAUUGACAUUGGGCGACGUGCCCGCUGAAGCAUAGGACGACAGUUUGAAACGGUGUGUGUUCAUGUGUGCUGUAUCUAAGAAGUGAUGCAAAAACAUGGAUUUUGUAAAAUAAAUAACUAUAAUUUGUUUUUCA